Lodderomyces jiufengensis is the source of this 1128-nucleotide messenger RNA. RefSeq names its product type 2C protein phosphatase (gene PTC4). The transcript has a single exon. Gene Ontology annotation, molecular function: cation binding; protein serine/threonine phosphatase activity. Bases 1 to 1128 code for a protein of 375 amino acids. NCBI's taxonomy places the organism in Eukaryota, Fungi, Ascomycota, Pichiomycetes, Serinales, Debaryomycetaceae. The record is from RefSeq and is a predicted model, not a curated record. Gene Ontology annotation, biological process: protein dephosphorylation.
AUGGGGCAAUUAUUAUCACACCCAAUAGAGGAAAAAGAAUUAGAUUAUAAAUCAUAUACAAAAUUAUCAUAUUGUGUUGGAUCAAUGCAAGGGUAUAGAAUGUCAAUGGAAGAUGCUCAUGGAAUUAAAAUAAAUGAAGAUGAAUCUAUUGCAGUAUUUGGAGUAUUUGAUGGUCAUGGUGGUAAACAAUGUUCAGAAUUUUUAGCAGAUCAUUUACCUAAAUUAAUUUUCAAACAAUUAAUUCAAUUACAAAAUUCAAUUGAAAAUAACAGUACAAAAGAAGAGAUAGAGCAUAAAGAAUUUAAGCAAAAUGGGACAACAAAACAUACCUCAAUAUCAAAUAAUCAAAAAGUAAUGAAUAUAUUAAAAAAUUCAUUUUUUAAAAUAGAUAAUGAUUUAUCAAAUAAUUCACAAAUGAUAAAUUGUGGAUCAACAAGUAUAAUUACAAUAAUAAUAAAUAAUAAAAUAUAUGUAGCAAAUACAGGAGAUUCAAGAUGUAUACUAUCUACAAAUGAUGGAUGUUCCAAAACAUUAUCAUUUGAUCAAAAACCAAAUUUAAUUGGAGAAAGAGUACGGAUUGAAAAUUCAAAUGGUUACGUUAUAAAUAAUAGAAUUAAUGAAAUAUUAGCUCUUAGUAGAGCUGUGGGGGAUUUUAAAUUUAAAACCCCAUUUUUGACAUCAUCAUUAAAUAAAUAUAUUAUUGAAAAUAAACAAAAUUUUACAAAACAAAAAUUGAAAAAUGGUUUAACUAGUAAACAAACAGAUGAAGAUUUUAUACAUUUACCACCAGAAUUAUUUCAAGUAACUGUUGAACCAGAUAUUUUAAUUUAUGAUAUGUCACAACUACAACAACCUGAAUUUAUAGUUUUAGCAUGUGAUGGAAUUUGGGAUUGUUUUAAAAAUGAUCAACUAAUAAAAUUAAUACGUGAUAAAUUAGUUUUAGGUUGGAAAUUGAAUAAAAUUAUAGAAUAUAUUUUAAAUGAUACUUUAACUAUGGCUAAUAAUUAUACAGGUAUUGGAUUUGAUAAUAUGACAUUAAUGAUUAUUGCAUUACAUCCAACCAAGAGUUUAGAUGAUUGGUAUAAUGAUAUAAUUUAUAAAAUUGAAAAAGAAAAAGGUUUACAUUAG